UUGAACUUUUUCUUGAUGCCAUAAAUAAUUGAACUUUGAAACAAAAAGAAAAAUCAUUUUCAAAUAGAAUCUCCUGUUUUAUUUAUGCAUCGUCGAGGCUGGCCGACAUAAAGUAAGGGGCUCUAUCGUAAUUUCCAAUAAAUUAGGGAUACUUUUUCUAAUUAUUCUACUUUUAUUUUCAGCCCCUCUUACAAUUUAUCCUUUUGCUAACACACCCUUCUUCUCUCCACGUUAAAUGGAGUUAGUUCAGUUUCUGGUUCUACAGUAUAUGCAAACAAAGCCUCCACCAAUGUCGCUGCUGCUGCCGCCGCCGAAACCUCACCGGAGCUCCGGUAACUCCCCUGGCGACAGCAUUCCAGACUGGAUCUCCGAAUCAAUCAACGGCGGCUCCCUCCGCCGCGUCGACCUCAACUCCGGCACCAACGGCUGGGCGUCGCCGCCAGGCUCCGUGUUCUCCCUCCGCUCCGAAAGUUACUUUCAGAACCGCCAAAAAUCUCCCGCCGGCGACUACCUCCUCUCGCCGGCGGGCAUGGACUGGCUCAAAUCCGCCGCGAAACUCGACCACGUGCUCUCACGCGCGGACAACCGCGUGAUGCACGCGCUGCGAAGAUGUCAAACCCUAGGUCGCUCCCUAAAGAGCUUCGUCUUCGCGGUGAAUCUCCAGAUCCCGGGCGCGAAGGAGCACCACAGCGCGGUGUUCUACUUCGCGACCGAGGAACCGGAUCCGGUCCGAACCGGUUCACUCUUAAACCGGUUCGUGCACGGCGACGACGCGUUUCGGAACCAGCGGUUCAAGCUGGUGAACCGGAUCGCGAAGGGGCCGUGGAUCGUGAAGAAGGCCGUGGGGAGCCACAGCGCGUGCUUGUUAGGGAAAGCGUUGAAUUGCGCUUACUACAAAGGUUCGAAUUACCUCGAAAUUGACGUCGAUAUCGGAAGCAGCGCGAUCGCGAACGCGAUUCUGCACCUCGCGUUGGGGUGCGUGACGACGGUGACGAUCGAUAUGGGGUUUGUGGUGGAGGCACAGGCGGAGGAUGAGUUGCCGGAGCGGUUGAUCGGUGCGAUUAGGGUUUGCCAGAUGGAGAUGGCGUCGGCCACGGUGGUUGAGGCGUUGCACGUGCCGCGCGGGGUUGGGUGGGCCAAGGUGAAUCAUCAUAAGUCUGCGGAUGAGCUUGCUUUGGAUGAUUAGAUAUUUGUUUAGUGAUAGUAGUACGAAGUUUAUGAUUUUUUUUAUAUUUUAAUUAUUCUUCAAUGGAUUUUAAUUUCUUGUUUAUUGGAUAUAGUAGAAAUAUAAAAUUUCUUACA
This is a messenger RNA of Glycine soja, 1302 nucleotides long. Its product is annotated as protein ENHANCED DISEASE RESISTANCE 2-like. The record is from RefSeq and is a predicted model, not a curated record. The coding region runs from base 236 to 1186 and encodes 316 amino acids. The transcript has a single exon. Lineage: Eukaryota; Viridiplantae; Streptophyta; Magnoliopsida; Fabales; Fabaceae.